AGAUGUGAUUUAUUAGAAGUCCAUAUUUCUGUUAAAGACAUUGCUAUUUUCCAGUUAAGACUUCUGAAGGAUUUUUUCAUCAAACCUCACGCUCUUCCGAAGUCAACAAAACCCAUUCUUCGAGUAGGAUAAGGACAAAUCAAUGUAAAAUGAAUAAUCUCAUCCUGCUCUAGGGGUUUUGUUGGCUUAAAAAAUAAGCAAGUUUGUUGUAACGCUUGAGUAGAGGUUGAUAGAAGUAUAUUUAUUUUAGCAGAGCUGGGAGGGCUGGGGGGAUCAGAAUAAUGCACGUUUGCACUAAAGCGCCGGUCUUUAAAGACGUACUUCGGGUUCACAUUUUGACAAUCGUUAAAAUGCUGUAAAUGCCUGAAAAUAAAAAUGCGCCAUCGGCGAAACAUUAAAAAAAAUCCAUGAUUAAAUAUAGCCAAUUGUAUAAAGUAACAAGUAUUCAAGAAAGUGUCAGGGAGGCAGGGCACAUUUUGGGCGAGGGAUCGAGGAGGUGAGAAUUCUCUGGGAAGCUACACCCUGUUGCCAGGACGAGAACGCUGCAAUAGCCUUGUCGGACAACAGUGUCUUUGUUUGCCAUUGUAAGUAAAAAGACAGUCGGACAUGAGUUGUUGUGGGUAGGUGAAAUAAACACCCUUAUUCCAACCUGCUUGUGAAGGAGUCCACCCCAAAUCCCAUGGCGAGAAUCGCACGAUGCAGCACUGAACCGAGGAAAGCAAUAUAGGCAGCGGACACGGUAAAUACUCGGUGAAUUGCAUGCAUAACGUCGAGCUAAAUACCGCAGGUCAAUAUUGGCGUCUCUGCUUCACAGGAGUCGUCGUCAGGUUAUCCUUAAACAUUCAGGGGGGGUUGAACGGGAAAGAGGGGGUGGAAUGGGGUAUAAACGGUAUCUUUCUAGGAGACGCGUUCACUGGGUGAGCGGCCGGGCCCCGUGGCAGCGGUACCUCCCGCUGGCCCGAGGCUGCGCGAGCGGCGCCAGCCUCAAGACAAUGGCCAACGGCUGCGGCUCGCGCCCGGGAAGAGGGCGAGGGCUGGGGCCCACGGCGCUCCUACUGCACCAUGCAGCCGGGUAAGUUGGCAUACCGCAUGGAACUUUCUCACCACAAGUACACAGAACUUGUGGGGCGGGUUGGAUUUCUUUCCCUUCAUCCAGGAUGAUCGCUGACCCAUCCCCGGUCGCCUCCCAGACGACGGAACAAGCGCCCCACGAGAGCCGAGGGGGAGGGGAGCCGUGCAUCCCUGCCAGCGUCCACCUGCCAAAUCCUGAGCCUUAGGGCUCGAUACGACGGCGCGCAGGCGCAGUGCGGUGUCGGGAAGCGUUUCCUGCCAGAUUGUGUGACUGAGUCCCCGGUUGUCAGAUGGCAAUGGAGAAGGAAAAUAACGGUCAACAGCGAGUGUGGAGAAAAAGCCGAAAGCAGUGAGCCAAAUUCUAAGAGGGAAGAAAGGAAAAAUCACACACACAAUAGGGUGGCACUCAUUGUGAUUUGCAAUUUGCCGGUCAGCUCAAUUGAAAAGCUGUAAUCAUGACAGCCGAAGAGACAAUAAAUGUUAAGGAAGCGGAGAUAAUUAAAUUAAUCCUGGAUUUUCUUAAUUCAAGGAAGCUCCAUAUUAGUAUGCUUUCUCUUGAGAAAGAAAGUGGUGUGAUAAAUGGAUUGUAUUCCGAUGAUAUGCUUUUCCUCAGACAGCUGGUACUUGAUGGCCAUUGGGAUGAAGUGCUUCAAUUCAUCCAGCCUCUUGAGUGUAUGGAAAAAUUUGAUGCAAAAAGGUUCCGAUAUAUUAUUUUGAAACAGAAGUUUUUGGAAGCAUUAUGUGUAAACAAUGCAGUGUCAGCAGAUGAUGAACCUCAGCAUCUAGAGUACACAAUGCAAGAGGCUGUAAAGUGUCUACAUGCGCUGGAAGAAUAUUGUCCCUCCAAGGAAGACUACAGCAAACUCUGCUUAUUACUUACCCUUCCUCGCUUAACAAAUCAUGCAGAAUUCAAGGACUGGAAUCCCAGCACUGCUCGUGUUCAGUGCUUUGAUGAGGCCUGUGUUAUGGUGGCAGAAUUCAUUCCUGCUGACAGAAAACUGAGUGAAGCUGGUUUCAAAGCAAGCAAUAACAGACUAUUUCAACUUGUCAUUAAAGGUUUGCUGUAUGAGUCUUGUGUAGAAUUCUGUCAGAGUAGAGCAACUGGUGAAGAGAUUAGUGAGAGUGAAGUACUGCUUGGAAUUGAUUUACUUUGUGGAAAUGGGUGUGAUGAUCUGGAUUUGAGCCUUCUCUCAUGGCUUCAGAAUUUAUCACCUGAUACUUUCUCAUGUGCUUUUGAACAAAAGAUUUUGAAUAUCCACACAGACAAACUUGUAAAACCUACAAGGUCUUCAUACUCUGAUAUUUUAACACCUCUAAUUAAUAAACUGUCUCCUUACCCAUCAUCCCCAAUGAGGCGUCCGCAAUCUGCUGAUGCAUACAUGUCACGAUCCUUAAACCCAGCAUUGGAUGGACUGUCGUAUGGGCUAACUAGUCAGGAGAAGCGUAAUGCUGACAUAGUGAACAGAAGUUCUCCAAUGUCUCAUUCUUUUGCGAACUUUAAUUAUCCUGGUACACAAAACCUUUCGAGAAGUCUCUUGCUUGAAAACACAGACUGUCACAGCAUAUACGAGGAAUCGCCAGAAAGGACAGAUUCACCAGUACCCAGAGUUCAGCAUUCCGGUGGUAGUGGUAAUGCUGAAACUUUGAUUCAGGAUGAAGCGUCACUUGUCAAUUCCAUAGAAGUGGCAUCAAGUCCAGCCACUUCUAAAAUGGAAAAGAAUGAGCUGAGAGAACCUGCAGAUCAAUUUCAAGAGUACUAUCGACAGCGGAUGCGCUACCAACAGCAUCUAGAGCAAAAGGAGCAACAAAGACAAAUGUAUCAGCAAAUGUUACUAGAAGGAGGGGUCAAUGAAGAUGAUGGAGCAAGCCAGCAGCAGAACCUCACAGAGCAGUUCCUUAACAAAUCAAUGCAAAAGCUAGAAGAAUUAAAUCUAGGAAUGGAUAAUCUUAGCACUGAGGCACAGUCUCCAAACCAACAGUGUAAUGGAAACCAAUUAAAUGCACAAAAUGGCUCUUCAGCCACUAAUUUUUUAACACCUGAAGUUAAUCAGCGUUCAGGAUUGUCUGAUGUUUCAAGCCAGUGCACAAGUACUCCAUGUAAAACAAGCACAGGGAACACAUUCCCUUAUUCUGAUGGGUCUUCAUUCUUUAACAUGCAGAAUGCAGAUUCUUCAUCUUCCAAAGAUCCUGCAAUAAGCUCACCAAUAUUGGAAGAUGCUUUGGUCAGUGGAAAUGGGACAAAGGAUGAAGAGGAUGAUGGAACCAGAAAGCAAUUCAUUGCCAUUAAUACCCUCGAAGACACUCAAGCUAUAAGAGCGGUAUCAUUCCAUCCAAGUGGGACUCUCUAUGCUGUUGGUUCAAAUACUAAAACUUUACGGGUGUGUGCUUACCCAGAGAGUAUUGACCCAAGUGCAUACAGUUUACCUAAGCAACCUGUAGUAAAGUUUAAAAGGAACAAACACCACAAGGGAUCAAUCUACUGCGUGGCUUGGAGUCAUUGCGGACAACUAUUGGCUACUGGAUCAAAUGAUAAAUAUGUGAAAGUGCUGCCAUUUAGUCCAGAAACCUGCAAUGCUACAGGUCCUGAUUUGGAGUUCAGCAUGCAUGAUGGUACAAUCCGAGACCUUGCUUUCAUGGAGGGCCCCGAAAGUGGAGGGGCGAUCUUAAUCAGUGCUGGAGCUGGAGAUUGUAAUAUUUAUACAACAGAUUGCCAACGAGGCCAGGGAUUACAUGCACUUAGUGGACAUACAGGUCAUAUUCUAGCACUGUAUACUUGGGGAGGAUGGAUGAUUGCAUCUGGCUCACAAGACAAGACUGUAAGGUUCUGGGAUCUGAGAGUGCCAAGCUGUGUUCGUGUUGUUGGAACUGCAUUUCAUGGAUCAGGCAGUGCUGUUGCUUCUGUGGCUGUAGACCCAAGUGGAAGACUCCUAGCCACAGGUCAGGAGGAUUCUAGCUGCAUGCUUUAUGAUAUCCGAGGAGGCAGAGUGGUACAAAUUUACCAACCACAUGGUAGCGAUGUACGUUCGGUGCGGUUCUCCCCAGGAGCUUACUACCUUCUUACAGGAUCUUACGACACUACUGUCAAAGUAACUGAUUUACGAGGAGAUCUAAUAAAACCACUUCCGACAACAGUAGUCGCUAAGCACAAGGACAAAGUUAUACAGUGUAGAUGGCACACUGAGGAUCUAUCUUUCUUAUCUUCAUCUGCUGACAGGACAGUAACUCUCUGGACUUACAACAGCAGUUGAUUAAUUGAUACCAAUG
Rhincodon typus (whale shark) is the source of this 4335-nucleotide messenger RNA. RefSeq names its product WD repeat domain 47a (gene wdr47a). The coding region runs from base 1527 to 4319 and encodes 930 amino acids. Gene Ontology annotation, molecular function: protein binding. The record is from RefSeq and is a predicted model, not a curated record. NCBI's taxonomy places the organism in Eukaryota, Metazoa, Chordata, Chondrichthyes, Orectolobiformes, Rhincodontidae. The transcript has 15 exons.